AUGGCAGAAUCCAACAGCGCCGAAGUCCUGACCACGACUUCCCAUGUGGACGUGGAAAAGGUUGAUGCUGCAAAUAUCGAUGUUGAGAGAAAUGGAUCCGCGAGUGCAAAUGGCAAUGAAAAUGGAAACGAAAAAAGCGAAGACGUCUUCGAGCCCAGCGCAGAGGACUCCCACCCUGGCGCCAAGGCUGGCCUCACCUUGAAACAAUUCUGGAUUGUCAUGUUUGGUCUCAAUUGUGGCAUGUUCCUCACCGCACUCGACUUCAACAUCGUCUCGCCCGCGGUCAACGUCAUCUCCUCCCAGUUCGGCGCCUACGACAGAUCUGCCUGGCUGGGAACCGGAUACCUGAUCUCAUUUGCCCUGGUUAUGCCAUUCUAUGGCAAGCUGGGUGAGACGUUUAGCCGCCGUUCGCUGUUCAUCUUCUCCACUCUCCUCUUCAUCCUGGGCAGCGGCCUGUGCGGUGGUUCCCAUAGCAUGAACAUGCUGAUUGCGUCGCGUGUAGUCCAGGGUCUUGGUGGCGGCGGUGUAUACAGCCUUGUCAACGUGAUCGUAACCGAUCUCGUGCCUCUGAAAGAUGUCGGGAAGUAUCUUUCCUUCACAGGUCUUGUCUGGGCCAUCGCUGACGUGGCUGGCCCUCUUGUGGGCGGUGCAUUUGCCCAAUACGCCUCGUGGCGCUGGUGCUUCUAUAUCAACCUUUGUAUCUCACCGAUCAGUCUUAUCAUCACCCUCCUUGUGCUCAGGGUGCCGGCCCCGACGGUGGGCCUUGUCACUGCCGUGCGAAAUUUCGAUUAUAUUGGAGCACUGGCCAUGACUGGCGGCACCACCAUGGUUCUCCUGGGUAUUUCAUGGGGUGGCGUUACUUUCCCUUGGAAUAGCGGCCAAGUCAUCGGCACCAUCGUCGGCGGUGGUGUGCUCGUGAUCAUAUUUGCGAUUAUUGAGCACUUUGUGCGUGAGCCUCUGAUACCCCCUGUCUUCCUGCGCAACAGGGCUGUCAUGGCAAUUCUCGUUGCGGAGUUCUUCUAUGGUGCCGUGCUCUUGGGCAUGAUGUACUACGUCCCUCAAUUCUUCCAGCUGGUCUUUGGAGACACAGCCACCCUAUCCGGUGUGAGUCUGCUACCGUUAAUGCUGGGCCUGGCAGUCGGAAACCCAGUGGCCGGCUGGAUCACAAGCAAAUACGGUAUCAGUCUCGCCAACGCCUGGGUCGGAGCCGCCCUCGAGGUGCUAGUUACAGGUCUGAUGACGCGAUGGAACGCCCACACCAGCCGUGCAGAGGCAGUCGUUGAAUUAGUCAUCUGCGGUAUUGGCCAGGGAGCUGCCAUGGAAGGUCUGCUGGUUUCAGUGCAGGCAUCGGUGACCCCGAUGUUAAUUGGUGUUGUGACCAGUCUGGCUAUCUUCGUGCAAACUGUCGGGGACAUCUUUGGCAUCGCCUUCUUUGCUACCGUCUACCAGAACGAACUGCGAAGCAAACUGGUCAGUUUAGGCCUAACUUCGUCGCAAAUCGCUUCCGUUUCGGCCGAUGCCGAGUCCAUUCGCUCCUCGUUUUCGGGUACUCAGCUCGAAGAUAUCAUUUCCGUGUACGCGGAGAGCAUGCAGAAUGGCUGGUGGUUGAUGUUUGCUUGUGCGGCGGUGCUAUUGAUUAGCUCAGGUUUUUCAAGGCAGCAUUCUUUUGCAAAGUGA
This is a messenger RNA of Talaromyces atroroseus, 1677 nucleotides long. RefSeq lists its product as hypothetical. The record is from RefSeq and is a predicted model, not a curated record. The transcript has 2 exons. Gene Ontology annotation, molecular function: transmembrane transporter activity. The coding region runs from base 1 to 1677 and encodes 558 amino acids. NCBI's taxonomy places the organism in Eukaryota, Fungi, Ascomycota, Eurotiomycetes, Eurotiales, Trichocomaceae. Gene Ontology annotation, biological process: transmembrane transport.